GGCUCGGUCAAAAGAUUUCCCCAUCCGCCGAUGAGCCUGGUUGGCGCCCAGCCGGUAGCGUGUUUACUUCGAUCCAACCCUCCUUCCUCCUCCUUUAUCCAGUCAAUGCGCCCUUCGAGCAUGAUAUAAAUUUGCGGAAAUGGCAGACCAGAAUUCUUUGGUCGUCAAGCUGCCUUACACAUCCUCAUCAACAUCUGCUAUCAACAGAAAAAACCAAGCCGCGAUCUCCAGGGCUCCACCAGCAACAGCAUCCGCAUCAUCAUCGCAGGAGGCCGCACCUGCCAAGAUCGCAACUCAUUUCUCCCAAAGCCAGUUAGCACUUGCUCUUGCCAUCCAAAAGGCGAAGCCGGAAGCACUUUCCACACAUGAGUAUUGCCAACAACUACGCAAAUGCAUAAAGACUGGAAGACCUGUUUCGAUUGAUGGAUUGCGCUUCGUUGAUACUUGUGAUUUCUGGAAGGAGCAAUAUACCAAGAUUCAUCUUGAGAACAAAGCACUGCAAGACAAGGUUCAUAGGCUGGAACAGGCUGGGCUAAAGCUUCCCGAAACUCCACACGGCCAGUACACUCAUCAUAUGCUGCAUAUUUCGAGCGGUCAAUUCCUUCCAGAGCCUGGAGACGUCGGUCGUAUGGACACUGAAGGGUCGAGGAAGCGGUGUGCUCCAGUUGCGGAGGACAGAGAAGAAUAUCAGGAGCAACGUUACAUGGAUUUCUCGUCUUCAGAAGAUAUUUGCAUUAGCAUGAGUAACUUUGUUCUCCGCAUCGGACGCCAACGCAGCAAUAUGGAAAGGGCCGCCCAAGACUCCUCCACCUUGGGUGAUGUCAAUAUUCUUGCCAGAAACAUCUUCCAGACUUUAGCUCUUCUCGAAACCACUCUGUUCAGUACCUGUCUACCCUUGAAGCUGCUGAGAACCGAUAGUGAAGAUCAUCGAACAUCAUUAUUGAUUCAGCAUAUGAUGCAUCAAGUCAAAACUUCGUUCCUCUCUUGCUUCAAAGCUAUGAACGAGCUGUGCGUUACGAUUCCCGGAAGAGCGAGGAUGCCAGAAACUGUCUAUCGAAUGGUCAUGUUUUACAAGAAAGCGUUGGGUCUCCUUCAUAGCCUGGCAAACGCGCAGGCGGAGUUUGAAACUGUUCAAGAGCGCCAAAGACCAAGAAACAAGCGUAGCAGGAUGGAAGAGCGAGAAUACAUUGCGACAAAGUCUUUGGCGAACUCCCUCACUUCUAUUGCCUUAGGUAUUGAGUGGAUAUUCGGACAACCUGGGCAUGCCGAUUUACUGGAAGGAAUUCUCUUUUGCGUUCUGGAACAAACUGGACGUCUGGUCUCGGAGGUCAUAUUUGCUGAGCACGUCGCUACAUCAGAUAAUCCCGGAAAUAUCUCAAAAGUCGAUGAUCAAAUACCCUGUGGAAAUAUCCAUCAUGACUCUCGGUACAUGGUCCAGAUCCUGCAGGCUGCGGUGGGAGGGUCGAAAAGGAGGGAACUGAUUGCCCAGGUGCUGGCUGCAGGAAAUUCCAAUUCAAGUAUGAAAACACCUCCCGUUAGUUCCACUCUGUCAUUAGCCCUUUCUAGCGACUUGCUUUCCAAAGCCAAGAAGCUGUUGCAGAGUACAUUGGUGAAUUGUGCUGUAGGAGGACCCGGUUUGGAGAGUUUGAGAUUACCCACGCCACCGAUAGAGGAGGUAGACGUACAAUUUGAGGUGGAUGAUCAAGCAGAGAAGUAUGGAUCGGAAUGGCUGGUACAAUCUGUAUGGGGCAUAAUUGGCUGGGAUAUGAUUGCUUAAAAUGGGGUGUCUCUUUGCAUAUUUCGCAAAGGACGAGAGAGAAUUGCUUCGAUUUAGCUUAAAGCAGAAAUUUUAGACAGUUAACUAUAACUUGUCUGAGAUUCAUCAUUUUGU
Molecule: messenger RNA, 1891 nt
Organism: Hyaloscypha bicolor E
Lineage: Eukaryota; Fungi; Ascomycota; Leotiomycetes; Helotiales; Hyaloscyphaceae
Exons: 3
Coding region: 140-1777 (545 amino acids)
Source: RefSeq, a predicted model, not a curated record